AAUUUUAGGCCUGCCCACUCAGUGUUCAUUUCUGAUCAGCAUUUUCGCCAAAAACCCGCCAUUCAUUCCCACCCUUUUACUCUAGUCCCUCCAAAUUCCCUCUGUGACGCCAACCGCUCACAUUGCAACCAUACGCUUUCUUUAUUCUUGCCCUCUUUGCUAGGGUUUCAUCUAUUGGUCUCCAUUUCCAUUCCAUUGCCGGAGAGCUCAAUGGUCACUCCAAAGGAACUCCUAUCCACACUCGAAUCAGCACUUCUCGGCCCCUCGCAUCCUUCUGCCGCUCAGAGGGUCGAGCUCUUGCAUGCGAUUCGCAGCUUACUUCCCUCUUUUCGUUCUCUCCUCUCCUAUCCGCCUCCAAAGCCCUCUGAUCGAAGUCAAGUACAAUCAAAAUCAGUUAGACUUCCGGAUUCUCCGCCUCUCUCUCUCGAUGAACAGGAUGUACAGAUUGCUCUCAAGUUGAGUGAUGACCUCCAUCUCAAUGAAAUUGACUGUGUUCGAUUGCUUGUUUUGGCUAAUCAAGAGUGGGGUUUAAUGGGAAGAGAACCGCUAGAAAUUGUGCGCCUUGCAUCAGGACUCUGGUAUACUGAAAGAAGGGAUUUAAUAACAUCUCUCCAUUUGCUGUUUAGGGCUGUGGUUCUUGAUCAAGGCUUGGAAGAAGAUUUAUUGUCUGACAUUCAGAAAUACUUGGAAGAUCUCAUAAACUCUGGACUUAGACAACGUUUCAUAUCUCUAAUUAAGGAACUUAAAAGAGAAGAACCAUCUGGCUUGGGUGGACCUCUGUCUGAGCGCUACCUUCUUGAUUCAAGAGGUUCCCUUGUGGAGCGGCGAGCUGUGGUUUCAAGAGAAAGACUUAUACUUGGACAUUGUCUUGUCCUUUCUGUUUUGAUUGUUCGGAUGAGUUCGAAGGAUGUAAAAGAUAUCUUUUCUGCUUUAAAAGAUAGUGCUUCCGAAGUCGGUGAGAAAAAUGAUACUGUCAAUCAUCAGAUAACCUUUAGUCUUUUCUUUUCUCUUGUGAUUGCAUUCGUCUCAGAUGGUUUAAGUACUGUGCCUGAUAAAGCAUCUAUCCUUUCCUCUGAUGCUUCCUUCAGACGAGAAUUCAAUGAAAUUGUAAUGGCUGCUGGAAACAAUCCAAUGGUUGAGGGCUUUGUUGGUGGCAUUAGGCUUGCUUGGGUGGUACAUUUGAUGUUAAUACUAGAUAGAAUUGCUUCAAGGGAGUCGAUUUCAAGCAGUUCAUCAAAUGAAAUGGGUUAUCUUAGUCAAGGCUUGGAUGUCAUUUUCUCAGAAAAUGUCUUUCAGUUUUUACUGGAUAAAGUUCUUCGUACUGCAGCCUACCAGAAUGAUGAUGAGGAUAUGAUUUAUAUGUUCAAUGCUUAUCUUCACAAGUUGAUUACUUGCUUCUUGUCUAAUCCACAUGCCAGAGACAAGCAGAUAAAAGAAUCCAAGGACAGGGCCAUGAGUAUGCUUAGUCCAUAUCGUGUUGGUGGAUCACAUGAUUUUGUGCAGGAGCAGAGCUCAAGUUCUCUGCAGGGCACUGAAGCCAGCCCAACACCAUUUGUUUCCAUCUUGGAGUUUGUUAGUGAAAUUUAUCAGAAAGAACCAGAGCUCUUGUCUGGAAAUGAGGUUUUAUGGACAUUUGUAACUUUUUCUGGAGAGGACCAUACAAAUUUUCAAACGCUUGUGGCUUUCCUGAAUAUGCUGAGCACCUUGGCGUUGAGUCAGGAAGGUGCCUCAAAAGUUUAUGAGUUACUGCGAGGGAACGCAUUCCGUUCAAUUGGGUGGAGCACUUUGUUUGAAUGCUUAGCAAUCUAUGAUGAGAAAUUUAAACAGUCCCUUCAGACUGCUGGGGCAAUGUUGCCUGAAAUUCAGGAGGGGGAUGCAAAAGCUCUUGUGGCAUAUUUGAAUGUUCUUAUGAAGGUUGUGGAAUAUGGGAACCCUAUUGAAAGGAAAAAUUGGUUUCCUGAUAUUGAGCCAUUGUUCAAGCUUCUUAGUUAUGAAAGUGUGCCUCCUUAUCUGAAGGGUGCUUUGAGGAAUACAAUAGCUACAUUUGUUCGUGUUUCUCCAUUAUUGAAAGAUAGCAUUUGGACCUAUCUUGAGCAAUAUGAUCUACCUGUAGUUGUUGGGCCUCAUUUACAGGAUGGUCCACAACUUAUGGCUACUCAGCUUUAUGACAUGCAAUUUGAAUUGAACGAAAUAGAAGCAAGGAGAGAACAAUAUCCUUCGAUUGUAUCUUUCAUUAACUUGAUAAAUACUCUUGUUGCUGGAGAGAAAGACACGAGCGAUAGAGGGCAAAGAUUUAUUGGCAUCUUUAGGUUCAUCUAUGACCAUGUUUUUGGGCCAUUCCCUCAAAGAGCUUAUGCAGAUCCUUGUGAGAAAUGGCAGUUGGUUGGUGCUUGCCUUAGACAUUUCCACAUGAUGCUAAGCAUGUAUGACAUCAAGGAUGAGGACAUUGAAGGCGUAGUUGAUCAAUCACGACUUUUAACUGCUAAUGAAUCAUCAUCACUUCAGACACAGCUCCCUGUUUUAGAGUUGAUAAAAGAUUUUAUGAGUGGUAAGACUGCUUUCCGAAACAUCAUGGGUAUUCUUCUGACAGGGGUGAAUUCAAUUAUAGCUGAAAGGAGUAGUCAAAUAUAUGGGCAGCUUCUAGAGAAUGUAGUGCAACUUUCUUUGGAAAUUUUAGUACUUGCCCUCGAGAAGGAUUUACUUCUUUCUGAUUAUUGGCGACCUCUAUACCAAGUAAGGUUUUCACUUUUCUAAAUAUGCUAGUCAACA
This is a messenger RNA of Prosopis cineraria, 2769 nucleotides long. RefSeq names its product nuclear pore complex protein NUP205-like. The record is from RefSeq and is a predicted model, not a curated record. Gene Ontology annotation, cellular component: nuclear pore. Lineage: Eukaryota; Viridiplantae; Streptophyta; Magnoliopsida; Fabales; Fabaceae. Bases 211 to 2754 code for a protein of 847 amino acids. The transcript has 19 exons.